GAAUUUAUCAAAUCUUUAAAACCUAAAACUAAAAUGCACGAGCCAUGGAAUUUUUAAGGACUAACAUGAAACUCACCCAAGUAAUUGAUUGUUGACGACGACCCAAAGAGCAAGACGAAUAAGCAUUUACUCUCUUCCCACGGCCGAAGCUGAUUGAGGAAUUAAUGGAAUACGCUGCAAAGGUGCCACUUCCAGAAGCUUUCCUUCACUUCUUAGAGGCCAACGGGCUCGAUCCAUCCAUUUAUACUUCAAUUGAUUCUACCCCACGAUACAUUCGGUUGAAACCCGGUUGCGAAACUUGUAUUGAAGAGGUUGAAGCAGAGGUUAAAUGCAAGCUUCAAAAAUUGGAAUGGUUACCGGGGUUUUACUCUCUUCCUGCUCAUGUUCAAAUUGCUGGCUCCAGGGCAUACCGAGAAGGAAAGAUAUAUGGAAUUGAUGCAUCUUCUGGAGCUGCUGUUAUUGCUUUGAACAUAUCACCAGGAGAUCAUGUCCUGGACCUUUGUGCGGCUCCUGGUGCUAAGCUUUGUAUGAUACUAGACCUUCUUGGCGAUUCAGGCUCUGUAACUGGAGUAGAUGUUGCAAGGCAUCGUUUGGCAGCAUGUAGAACAAUGCUGCAGAAAUAUACACUUGGUGAUCGGUGCCGGCUUUUUGUUGCCGAUGGAACAACAUUUUCAGUUAUUCCUUGCGGAUUCCAUUCUUACCAUAAAUCAUGUGAGUCUGGAUUUGAAGAAAGAGGGGAUGUGUUCAAGGAGUGGACAUCUAGAAGACCAUGGAAAGAGAGGAAGAGGGCAAAAAAGAGUGUUACUACACAGUUUGUGUCUAGAUCUCAGCCUCCUGAACUCAUAUAUUAUGGACAACAUUCUGGAGUUGUUGGUCUUACGAAAGGAGAAUUGUACAGGACUCUAUCUGACAAUGAGAUUGCAAACCAUGGCUAUGACAAAGUCCUUGUGGAUGCAGAGUGCACUCAUGAUGGUUCAGUUAAACAUAUUCAAAAGUUUGAACAUUGGGGCUGGGGAACUCUUCAACAUCGUCUACUAGAUGCUGAGAGGACUGAUAACUUACAUGUUCUUCAGUUGAAUCUUCUCAACAAUGGUUUCAGACUACUAAAAGUUGGAGGAUCACUCAUCUACAGCACUUGCAGCUUAACUGUUGCUCAGAAUGAAGAUGUAGUGGAACAGUUCUUGAAGGAAAAUGGAACUGCUGAGUUGAUGGAGAUAGAUGCUGCUAGAAAUUGGCCUUGCAAAGGUGGUCUUAUACAAAAAACAUGCCGGUUUGACGCCUUAACAUCACAAACUAGUGGACUCUUCGUGGCAAAGUUCACAAAACUUGUUAUUUGAUCUUCUCUUCUUAGAGAAAGUAUUAUUUUCAAAUGCCGGAUAGUUUUUUAUAUACUUCGAACACAUUAGAAAGUUUCAUAAAAUAGAUAAUUCUUUCAUCAUCAUCAUCAUUAUGCAGCCAAUUGGCUUGAAUUUAACUUGAUAGUUCGAAAGUUAAACUGUUAGUUGAAGAUUUGACUUGAGUCUGUGGAGUAAAAGUCUCAUUCCUGGCAGCAGAUCACCCUCUUCUUAAUGUUUAUUAUAAGUUCAAUGUUGACUGAAGGUCUCUGGGUAAUCUUCGGAGGUCAGGAUUGUUGGUUUUGUAAGGAAUGACGUGGGAAAAUGGCUGGUCGGUGUUUUUUUAUUUUUUAUUUUUAUUUGUCUCGAAUCUUCAAGCUGAAUUUCUGGCUCUCUUGAAUGGUUUUUUCAAGCUUGCAUGGGAAUGAGGAAUUAGGGAGAUUAUUUGCCUUGCGCCAUCAAGUAGGUUUAGAAUCGGAGUCCACUCGGCACGUUUAUAUGCUUGUAUUGUCAAUAACAUAAAAGGGCUCCUUCAUUGCCUUGGAGUAGAAGUUAAGCAUUGAUUGCUAAGAAUAAGAGACAUUGAUUUAGUUUUUGUCGUGUAAAACAGUUAAGAAUGUGUUUACUGUGAAAUUUUUUUAGCAAAAAAAAAAAAUACAGUGAAAU
Molecule: messenger RNA, 2000 nt
Organism: Abrus precatorius (Indian licorice)
Lineage: Eukaryota; Viridiplantae; Streptophyta; Magnoliopsida; Fabales; Fabaceae
Product: multisite-specific tRNA:(cytosine-C(5))-methyltransferase trm4b
Exons: 9
Coding region: 165-1337 (390 amino acids)
Biological process (GO): RNA methylation
Molecular function (GO): methyltransferase activity
Source: RefSeq, a predicted model, not a curated record